GAUUGAUACUUGAGACUGCUGUUCAAGCAUCGGUCUUCAGUUUUUUUUUUUUUUUUUGUCUUAAUAUUUUGCAUGAUCUUGUGUUUCCUCAUGUUAAAAUCAGCAAACAUGGGAGAAAUCAUGUCUGGAGAACUAAUUGCUGAGUUCCAAGAAGCCUUCUGUCUCUUUGACAAAGAUGGAGAUGGGUGCAUAACCAUGGAAGAACUGGCCAUUGCACUCAAGUCAUUGGAUCAGAAUCCAACAGAAGAAGAGCUCCAAAACAUGAUAGAUGAAGUUGAUAACAAUGGCAAUGGAACUAUUGAAUUCGGGGAAUUCUUGAAUCUCAUGGCAAGGAAAAUGAAGGAAGCAGAAGCCGAAGAUGAACUGAGAGAAGCUUUCAGGGUGUUUGACAAAGAUGAAGAUGGCUACAUAUCACCUCAUGAGCUGAGGCUGGUGAUGAUCAACAUAGGCGAGAAACUAACAGAUGAAGAGUUAGAGCAGAUGGUUAGAGAAGCGGAUUUGGACGGAGAUGGUCAAGUUAACUAUGAAGAAUUCGUCAGAAUGAUGUUGGCCACUGCUUGAUAACUAAGUUUUAUUUUAUUCACCAA
Hibiscus syriacus is the source of this 587-nucleotide messenger RNA. RefSeq names its product neo-calmodulin-like. NCBI's taxonomy places the organism in Eukaryota, Viridiplantae, Streptophyta, Magnoliopsida, Malvales, Malvaceae. Bases 73 to 561 code for a protein of 162 amino acids. The transcript is spliced from 4 exons. Gene Ontology annotation, molecular function: calcium ion binding; enzyme regulator activity. The record is from RefSeq and is a predicted model, not a curated record.